Messenger RNA from Naegleria fowleri, 867 nucleotides. RefSeq lists its product as uncharacterized. The transcript has a single exon. The coding region runs from base 1 to 867 and encodes 288 amino acids. NCBI's taxonomy places the organism in Eukaryota, Heterolobosea, Eutetramitea, Acrasida, Naegleriidae. The record is from RefSeq and is a predicted model, not a curated record.
AUGGUCCGAUUUACAAAUUUCAAAUCCUCUCCACAACCUAAAGAUUCUCACAAAUAUGAGAUGAGUGGAGUUUUGUGCAAAAUGGGAGAGGUCAACAAGUCAUGGAAGGAACGAUUUUUCAUUUUGGAAGACGAUAAAUUAUUUUACUACAAGAAUAAUGAAGCCACAAAAGCAAUUGCAUAUAUUCCAUUGAAUGAUGCCUAUGUACGAGUGUCGCCAGAAUUUUAUCCCAGAUUGGCUUGCUUUGAGAUUGUGACUGCACAGAGAAUUUAUAAACUGCAAGCAGCAAAUUUCGAAUUGAUGAAGACGUGGAUUCAUCAUUGCCAAACUUUUAGUAAGAUUAGUAUGGAAAAUGAAUUGAUACGGCAAGCUGACAUUCAGAUUUGUACGACAGAAGCUGCCUAUUCGAAAAAGUUAUUGGACGAGUUGCAUUUUGAACCGAUGCCUUUGGAAAAUUAUUAUUUCAUGUGCAAAUACGACGAUAGUGACAAUGAUUUCAGUGACAUGACUUCAGAGUCUGGAAAUACUCCACAAAAUAACAUUACCAAUGCUACACGAACAAGACAUAGAUCUGCAGCCAUGAAUUUAUCCUUUAGCAGUCAAUUGUCACAUUUGAUAAAUUCAGAGUCACCAAUGAAUGCAAGUAGCGUCAUUAUUUCCAAAGACGAACAAGAAUUCGUAGAAGACGAAGAUAUUCUGCCCUCAACUCCACAAAACAACAACCAAAACAAAGCCACUGUCUCCAUGAAUUCAAUUUCACCCUCCUCCGAUUACUGUGUCACUCCAACCUCAUCCUCUCUCCUUAGCUCAUCCUCAUUCAUUGAGGGCCAAAAUCAAGAAUUAAUACAACGUAUUGAUUGGCAAUAG